Trypanosoma theileri is the source of this 1512-nucleotide messenger RNA. RefSeq names its product 3-phosphoglycerate kinase, glycosomal. The coding region runs from base 1 to 1512 and encodes 503 amino acids. Gene Ontology annotation, molecular function: ADP binding; phosphoglycerate kinase activity; ATP binding. The record is from RefSeq and is a predicted model, not a curated record. Gene Ontology annotation, biological process: glycolytic process; gluconeogenesis. Gene Ontology annotation, cellular component: cytosol. The transcript has a single exon. Lineage: Eukaryota; Euglenozoa; Kinetoplastea; Trypanosomatida; Trypanosomatidae.
AUGCCAAACAAUUUAACCAUUAAAAAAACUAUUGACGAUGUCUGGCCUCUGACGGCAAAGAGAGUACUGAUUCGAGUAGACUUCAACGUUCCAAUGAUGAACGGUCGAAUCACCAACGACUACCGUAUACGUACAGCCAUUCCGACAAUACGUCGUGUAAUUGACCAGGGUGGCAUCUGCAUAUUAAUGAGUCACCUUGGUAGGCCUAAAGGGGUUUCUUACACAUCAAAUGAAAAGGAUAUAAAGAAGCGGUACCAUGGAGUACACUUUCACGAUAGUAAGGGUAAAACAGCUUUUUUUGGUGUUCUCCCAGGAGAAGAAAAAGCAAAGAUACUUGCUCAGUCAAGUGCCAAAGAAGAAGCGAAAACGCUCUCACUCAGCGAAGGUUCUGGAAAAACAGGUGUUUUUGCACGUCUGCCAGAUGAUGAAAAAAGAGAGUUAUUAACCAAGUACCUCAAUGAAAAUAAAGAACAUAUUUUUCCUCAACUCAGCCUUAGCGGAGGGUAUGAAGAAGAAUAUAGCCUUCGCCCCAUUGCUGUUCUACUCGCUGAACUACUCGGCCAACACGUAUACUUCGCACAUGAUUGCAUGGAUGCCAAGUCGGAAAUAACAAGACUCAAAAGAGGCGAAGUAAUGUUGCUUGAAAAUGUACGCUUUUACACUGAGGAGGGCAGCAAAAAGGAAGAUGAGCGCAUUGCAAUGGCUCGCGUGUUGGCAUCCUACGGUGAUAUAUACGUCAGCGAUGCAUUUGGCACAGCACAUCGCGAGAGUGCAACAAUGACAGGUAUCCCAAAGGUCCUUGGUCACGGUGCUGCUGGUUAUCUCAUGGAAAAGGAGAUUGAAUACUUUGCCAGGGUCCUGGGCAAUCCAGCACGUCCCUUGGUGGCGAUUAUUGGUGGUGCUAAGGUAAGUGACAAGAUUCAGCUCCUGGACAAUAUGCUGCAGCGCAUUGACUACCUCAUCAUUGGUGGCGCCAUGGCAUACACCUUCCUGAAGGCGCAAGGCCACAAGAUCGGUAUCUCGAUGUGCGAAGAAGACAAACUGGACCUGGCACGUUCAUUGCUGAAGAAGGCUGAGGAGCGCAAGGUUCAAGUACUUCUGCCCCUUGAUCACGUGUGCAACAAGGAAUUCAAGGCUGUGGACUCACCUCUGGUGACAGAGGGCGUGGACAUCCCCGAUGGCUACAUGGCACUUGACAUCGGCCCCAAGACCAUCGCAAAGUACGUGGAUACUAUUGCGAAGUGCAAGAGUGCGAUUUGGAAUGGGCCGAUGGGUGUAUUUGAGAUGACACCGUACUCGAAGGGCACUUUUGCUAUUGCGAAGGCUAUGGGCGACGGGACGCAGCACCACGGGCUUUUGAGCAUCAUUGGCGGUGGUGACAGUGCAAGCGCCGCGGAAUUGAGCGGUGAGGCGCCUCGCAUGUCGCAUGUCUCUACUGGAGGAGGUGCAUCGCUGGAGCUGCUGGAGGGCAAGACUCUUCCUGGUGUUGCUGCACUCGAUGAUAAGCAGUAG